AUACAUUGACCCGCUUCACUUGCUUACUGUUCUCGUAAAACUAAAGAAGAAGAGAGUUUUGAAUUUCUCAACCAUGUUUAUGCUCUGCUACGGAGUCCUCUAUAUGGCUUCAAACUACCAGCGGUGACAUUGUAGAAUUUGAAUAUGACCUUGCCUGGUACUCCCCUAUGAUAUGUCUCAAAUUGAAUGCUGGAAUUGGGUAUUCAAGGGGCAACCCCAUUUGUGUACCUCCCAAGGUUGCGUCGUUUGCAUUAGAGUUGAUACAUGAUUACCUGCGAUAUUACGAGGAUCCUGAUCGCUCCGAGGAGGAGUUCGACUUGUUUGUUGAUGAAUUUAUUAAAAAGGACACACCCACUCUUUGCAAGUUGGGUCAUGCUGCAAAGUGUCUCCAAGUGGAAGAGCUAGUUGAUUUGAUCUGUGAUGGUCUUGCUGAAAACAUUGAUAAGAAUUCUCCAAAAGUAAAGCAAGAUUUCUUGAACUAUUUCGAGAAGUGUGCAGAGGGAGAAGAGCUGGAGCCUCACAAGAAUCAAACCGGUGGCAUACGUAUCAGGCUUUCAAAGAAAUUGCUGGCUAAACGGACGAAAGAGCUUGAAGAGGUGCAUAACGUUAAGAAAGCGGAGGCAGAAGUGGAGGCUCAGAAACACGAAGAUCGUUCAAUUGAUGACCUUAUUUCUUUUAUCAAUGGGGAAGAUAAAGGUUCCAAGGGUUUGAAGAAGAAGAGGAAUGGUUACAAGGGGAAGGAGAAAAAGAAAACUGCUUCAAGUAGUGCUAUUUCUUCAUCUGAAGCAUCUGGUUCAAAAAAAGUCAUUGAGAACCAUGAGGAGGCGAUGCAUGCUUCUGAUGUUGCAAACCAUGGCGGUUCAACUGCAGAUUCAUUGAAGCUAUUCGGCAGUGAAGAUGAGAGCUUCAAAGUUAAGGGUGACGCUGCUGAUAGUGAUCUGGAUCUGGUGAAGAUGAAAGAGAUUGAUAGAACCUGGAAAGGGUAAAAGCGGCCCUCCUUCUCAACAGUCAUGAAAGCUAGCAUAAUAUAUACCAUUGUUCCUUAUUUGUUCUCUCCUUGUGCAUAGAAGUAGAGGAAUUCGCUCGGUUACUAUAUUUAGAUCCGGCCAGACUUCUUCCAGGAGAAUUAUGUCAAUCAUAAGUGUGAUGAUGCUAUUGGAAACUUGGUAAACAAUGAAGAUUAUGCUCCAACGCUUUCCCGGGGAAGUAUUUAAAUUCGCAUGGAUACUAAAUUUGGAUCCGGCUUCUAUUUAUUGAUUUACAAGAGCAGGCCUUCCUGAUACAGAUGAAAUUAUAUCAAAUGAUAAGAAAUCAGGUCUUGGUUGGGGCACAAGUAUAGCGCUGUUGCUGCUUAUGAUCUCACUCAUUGGUCUCGCUUGUUUCUAACUCAACUCAGUGGUCCAGGAGCAAUCUAUCUUUUUCUUAAUUCGAGAACAUCGAUGGGUGCAAAGAAGACAUCAGGCAGCCAGAGAAAAAGUAAGGAAAAGAAUGAUCUGAAAAAGUGCUUCCCGGUGCAACUUUUAUAUGAUACUUGCAAGGAGGUGUUUGAGAAUGACGGCCCUGGGAUUAUUCCCUCCCCAGAGAACGUCCAAAGGCUUAAGGAUGUUAUGAGCUCCAUAUGAAUACAACUGACUCAAAAUAUGACGAUGUAGUCGUGUGCAGAGGAUAAGGAAGCGGUGGUGGCCGCAGUGGAUGGCGGUGACGGCAGCUAUUCCGGAUUAGAAUGGGAUCUGUGGUUUCAGAAAGGAAGCGCUAAUUGUGCCUUAAUUGAAGGUGUUAAUUGCACUCUACAGAAUUUUGGAGAUAGCAGAUGGAAAGAGGACAUGAGUGUAUAAGUCAUUGUAGCUAUAAAGAUCGAUGAUAGCAGGGGUUUCGCAUAAUUAUCAGAAGAUACAAGUUUUUCUUGUAAUUUCUUUGUUAAAAAUGUAAUUUUGUUUUGUAGAGCAAUUUUUUUUCCCUUGAGUUCUUUUUCCCAUAGAGUUUUACUCUUGCUGGUUUUAACGAGGUCCAAUUGAUGGGUUAUUUUUUCUGAUAUUAAAGGUCAUAUCAUUUAAACGUAA
Messenger RNA from Daucus carota subsp. sativus, 2060 nucleotides. Its product is annotated as SKP1-like protein 20. Gene Ontology annotation, biological process: SCF-dependent proteasomal ubiquitin-dependent protein catabolic process. Bases 168 to 986 code for a protein of 272 amino acids. The record is from RefSeq and is a predicted model, not a curated record. The transcript has 11 exons. Gene Ontology annotation, molecular function: cullin family protein binding. Gene Ontology annotation, cellular component: cytoplasm; nucleus. Lineage: Eukaryota; Viridiplantae; Streptophyta; Magnoliopsida; Apiales; Apiaceae.